AUGGCGGACCAAAACAUCUCGCAAUAUAAGUACUCGGCGAUGUCCAACCUGGUUCUCCAGGCGGACCGUCGGUUCAUCAGUCGCGUCAAUGACGAGCCCACCGGCGACCCAGAGUCUCUCGCGGGUCGCAUUGGUAUUCGCGAAAUGGGUGGGCGAGUUGCGCGCGAGGAUGUGCCGAAGUCGAAGAAGAAAAUGGGCGCGGAUCUCGAGCGAGGUGCUAUUCAUGAAGGCGAGGACGUGCUUCUGCGGGAACAGAGGAAACGCCAGCGCGGCCAACCUGCGCAACAACGAGGCCAGGGCAUCCUUUCAGCGGCCGAUGCCCUGGUCGAAGGCCUCAAAUAUCGUCCUCGAACACCGGCUACGCGAGGUACUUACGACCUCAUCCUUACGAUAACCGGUACCAACCUUGGCGAUGUACCCCACGAAGUCGUUCGGAGUGCGGCCGAUGCUGUGCUAGAGAUGCUGAAGGACGAGGAUAUGAAGGAUUUCGAUAAGAAGAAGGAGAUUGAUGACCUUUUGGGUACUUCGAUGAAUCCUAAGGAGUUCAACGAGCUUGUCAAUCUAGGCAAGAAAAUCACGGACUACGAUGCUCAAGAUGAAGACGAGGAUAUGGACGGUGGCCUAGAUGAAGGCGAGGGCGAGCUCGACGAACGCCAAGGUGUGGCUGUUGUUUUCGAUGAGGAGGACGAGGACGAGGAUCGCAUAGGCACCGUUGACGAGAUUCGCGACGAAGACUCCGAUGAAGACGAACUCGACGAACAAGAUCGACCCGAAGCCUACGAGGGUACUGCGGAGGAACCGGAAGAAGGUGAUGAAAUAGUCAUCGAUGGUGGUUUGGACCGGGGCGAUAAGGGCAAGGAUAAAGCUGGACUGGCCGUAUCCGCCCGCGAGAUCGACGCAUACUGGCUCCAACGUCAGAUUGGCGCUGUAUACCCAGACGCCCAUAUCCAACAAGAGAAGACUAAGGAGGCUCUGGACAUCCUCGGUGGUCAAGCUGAGGACGGUACAGACAAGCCCCUUCGCGAUGUUGAAAAUGACUUGAUGGAACUUUUCGACUACGACCACCCUGAUCUAGUUGCCAAACUAGUCUCCAAUCGCACCAAGGUCGUCUGGGUCACUCGUUGGAGACAAGUCGCUGAAGAUGCGGACGCAAGAAACCUCAUCGAGAGCCAAAUGGUCGAGGCUGGACACCGUGCCGUGUUAGAUGAAAUUCGUGGAAAGGCCGUUGAUGAUCUCGCCCACCGCCCUGAGAAGAUCAAGUUGGACUUGAUGGAUGUUGAUGUACCCACGGCGCCAGAAGUACAGGAACAGAAACAGGUCGGUGAGAAUGGCUUGGUUGGCGGUCUGCAGCCCAAGCGAUUGAUCAACCUGGAGAACCUCGUCUUCCACCAGGGCAACCAUCUUAUGACCAACCCCAACGUCAAGCUGCCCCAAGGCUCGACUAAGCGAACUUUCAAGGGUUAUGAAGAGAUUCAUGUCCCCCCGCCCCAAGCUAAGAAGCUGCCGGGCGAGAAGAACAUUCCUACGACGGAGCUUCCCGACUGGGCGCGUGUUGGUUUUGGCAGCUCAAAGGAGCUCAAUCGGGUUCAAACCAAGUGUUACCCGACGGCUUUCCACGAUGAUGGCAAUCUUCUCGUCUGCGCUCCCACUGGUUCUGGAAAGACCAAUGUCGCUAUGCUCACUAUUCUCCGCGAGAUUGGCAAAAACCGUAACCCCGAAACUGGAGAGAUCAUGCUUGACGACUUUAAGAUUAUCUACAUCUCCCCCUUGAAAGCCCUGGUCCAGGAACAGGUUGGAAACCUUGGACAGCGCCUUGAGCCAUAUGGUAUUCGCGUGGCAGAGCUUACUGGUGACCGCCAGCUCACCAAGCAGCAAAUCGCCGAUACCCAGAUUAUUGUCACCACUCCCGAAAAGUACGAUGUCAUUACCCGCAAGGCAUCAGAAACCAGCUACACCAAUCUUGUCCGCCUUAUCGUCAUUGACGAGAUUCACCUUCUCCACGACGAUCGUGGUCCUGUUCUGGAGAGCAUUGUUAGCCGCACCAUUCGCCGAGUCGAGCAGACUGGUGACCCCGUGCGUAUCGUUGGUCUUAGUGCUACUCUUCCCAACUACCGCGACGUGGCAAGCUUCCUCCGCGCGGACCCUGAGACAGGUGUGUUCCACUUUGACGGCUCGUACCGUCCUUGCCCUUUGAAGCAGGAAUUCAUUGGUGUUACCGACAAGAAGGCGAUCAAACAGCUCAAGACGAUGAACGACAUUUGCUACAACAAGGUCAUGGAGCAGGUUGGCCAGAAGCGUAACCAGAUGCUUAUCUUUGUCCACUCACGAAAGGAGACGGCCAAGACGGCCAAAUACAUCAGAGACAAAGCUAUCGAGAUGGAGACGAUCGGACAGAUUCUCCGUAGCGAUGCCGCGAGCCGUGCUAUCCUUUCCGAGGAGGCUGAUUCCGUUGACGACGCGUCCUUGAAAGAUCUGCUGCCCUACGGCCUUGGUAUCCACCAUGCCGGUCUGAGUCUUGCGGAUCGUGAUUCCGUCCAGGCCCUGUUCGCCGACGGCAGCAUUCAGGUUCUUGUUUGUACCGCAACUUUGGCCUGGGGUGUCAACCUUCCUGCCCACACUGUCAUCAUCAAGGGAACCCAAGUCUAUUCCCCCGAGAAGGGUAGCUGGGUCGAGCUAAGCCCACAAGAUGUUCUCCAGAUGCUCGGACGUGCUGGUCGACCGCAGUAUGAUACAUUCGGUGAAGGUAUCAUUAUCACAUCUCAGUCUGAGAUCCAAUACUACCUGUCCCUCAUGAACCAGCAGCUGCCCAUUGAGUCUCAACUCAUGAGCAAGCUUGCUGACAACCUGAACGCCGAAGUCGUGCUUGGCAACGUCCGCACUCGCGAUGAGGGUGUCGAGUGGCUUGGUUAUACAUACCUCUACGUUCGGAUGCUCCGCUCGCCCGGUCUAUACAGCGUCGGUGCAGACUAUGAGAACGAUGAUGCUUUAGAGCAGAAGCGUGUCGAUCUGAUUCACUCCGCCGCGACCGUCCUUGAAAGGGCUGGCUUGCUUAAGUACGAGAAGAAGACCGGCCGGCUGCAGUCGACUGAGCUUGGUCGCAUCUCCUCUCAUUACUACAUUGGCCACAACUCGAUGCUCACUUAUGCCCAGCACCUCCAGCCUUCCAUCACUACUAUCGAACUCUUCCGUAUCUUCGCCCUCAGCGAUGAGUUCAAGUACAUCCCGGUUCGUCAGGAUGAGAAGCUGGAGCUUGGCAAGCUGUUGGGCCGUGUGCCAGUCCCUGUCAAGGAGACAAUUGACGAGCCUCACGCUAAGAUCAAUGUUCUCCUUCAGGCCUACAUCUCCCGUCUGAAGCUGGAAGGUCUUGCUUUGAUGGCUGACAUGGUCUACGUCACCCAGUCUGCCGGUCGUAUCAUCCGUGCCAUCUUCGAGAUUUGUCUGAAAAAGGGCUGGGCCUCGGUGGCCAAGACUGCCCUCGACCUCUGUAAGAUGGCUGAGAAGCGUAUGUGGCCCACCAUGUCUCCCCUGCGUCAGUUCCCUGGCUGUCCCAGGGACAUUCUGCAGAAAGCUGAGCGGAUUGAUGUCCCUUGGCCCAGCUACUUUGACCUGGAUCCUCCCCGCAUGGGCGAGCUACUUGGUAUGCCCAAGGCUGGUCGGAUUGUAUGUGAUCUUGUCUCCAAGUUCCCUCGACUUGAUGUGCAAGCCCAAGUGCAGCCAAUCACCCGCUCCAUGCUCCGUAUUGAAUUGACCAUCGCCCCCAAUUUCGUCUGGGAAGACGCCGUACAUGGAACUGCGCAAGACUUCUGGAUUUUGGUUGAGGAUUGCGAUGGUGAAGAGAUUCUGUUCCAUGACCGUUUCCUGCUGCGUCGUGACUUUGCCAUUUCCGAGAUGAACGAGCACAUGGUCGAGUUCACUGUCCCGAUUACCGAGCCCAUGCCUCCCAACUACUUCAUCUCCCUGGUGUCUGAUCGUUGGAUGCACUCCGAGACGAAGAUCGCCGUAUCUUUCCAGAAGCUCAUUCUCCCGGAGCGCUUCCCUCCCCACACUCCCCUGCUGGAUAUGCAGCGUGCCCCCGUCAAGGCCUUGAAGCGUGAGGAGUACCAAAAGUUGUACCCUGACUGGGAGCAUUUCAACAAGAUUCAGACUCAGGUCUUCAAGUCUGUCUUUGACUCGGAUGACAAUGUCUUCGUCGGCGCCCCCACUGGAAGCGGCAAGACUGUUUGCGCUGAACUGGCGCUGCUCCGUCAUUGGGCCAGUGAGAAUGAGGGCCGUGCGGUUUACAUUGCUCCUUUCCAAGAGCUCGUUGAUCAACGCCUGGCUGACUGGGAGAAGCGACUCGGUGGCAUCGGGGGUGGCAAAACUAUUGUCAAGCUUACCGGCGAGACAACAGCUGACUUGAAGCUCCUGGAGCAAGCCGAUCUUGUCCUUGCCACGCCCGUUCAAUGGGAUGUGCUUUCUCGGCAGUGGCAGAGACGCAAGAACGUUCAGACUGUCCAGCUGUUCAUCGCUGAUGAGCUUCACAUGCUCGGUGGCUUUGGUGGAUAUGUGUACGAGGUGGUCGUAUCUCGUAUGCACUACAUUGCUCUGCAGACUGAGAAUGAGAUGCGCAUUCUCGGUCUCAGUGUGCCGCUGUCCAACGCUCGCGAUAUUGGCGAGUGGAUCGGCGCCAACAAGCACACCAUCUACAAUUUCAGUCCCCAUGCUCGUCCUGUCCCCUUGGAGCUCCACAUCCAGUCCUACACCAUCCCUCACUUCCCUUCUCUCAUGCUUGCCAUGUCUCGACCUGCCUACCAAUCGAUUCUUCAAUUGUCUCCUGACAAGCCUGCUCUGGUCUUUGUACCCAGUCGCAAGCAGACUCGUUCCACGGCGAUGGAUCUUCUGGCUGCAUGUGCCAUGGAUGACAACGAAGACAGGUUCUUGAAUGCGGAUGUUGAGGAACUCGCCCCGUUGCUUUCUCGCAUCCAGGAGCAGACCCUGGCCACUUCAUUGAGUCACGGUAUUGGUUACUAUCACGAAGCUUUGAGCCAGACAGACAAGCGUAUUGUUUCGCAUCUCUUCAGCAUUGGCGCCAUCCAGGUUCUUCUCGCCUCUCGUGAUGUCUGCUGGGAGUUGGAUCUCACCGCCCACCUUGUUAUCGUUAUGAACACGCAGUUCUUUGAUGGCCGUGAGCACAGGUACAUUGACUACCCAAUCAGCGAGAUUCUUCAGAUGUUUGGCAAGGCUUCUCGCCCAGGCGUUGACAAGAGCGGCCGUGGUGUUCUGAUGGUGCCUGCUGUCAAGCGUGAGUACUACAAGAAGUUCCUGAAUGAGGCCUUGCCCGUGGAGAGCCAUCUGCAAGUCUACCUGCACGACGCCUUUGUCACGGAGGCUAGCACUCGCACCCUCGCUUCCACCCAGGAUGCCGUUGACUGGAUGACUUACACCUACUUCUACCGCCGCCUUCUUGCAAACCCCAGCUUCUACGGCCUCAGUGACGUAAGCCACGAGGGUCUUAGCACCUUCUUGUCAGAGCUGGUCGAGACCACCCUGAAGGAACUCGCCUACUACAACAUCUCCUUCAUCACGAUGCAAACCUUCCUGCUGUCUCUUUCUGCUCGUACGAAGCUGAAGGGUAUCCUGGAGAUUGUCACAUCGGCGACCGAGUUCGAGUCCGUCCAAAUGCGCCGACACGAGGAUCACAUCCUCCGCCGUGUCUACGACCGAGUGCCAGUUAAGAUGUCUGAGCCCGCCUUUGACUCCCCGCACUUCAAGGCGUUCGUUCUCCUGCAAGCCCACUUCUCGCGGAUGCAACUUCCCAUCGAUCUUGCCAAGGAUCAGGAAGAUAUCGUCCGCAAGGUGCUCAACUUGCUCAGUGCCUGCGUUGAUGUGCUUUCCUCGGAGGGCCACCUCAACGCCAUGAAUGCCAUGGAGCUGUCGCAGAUGGUGGUUCAGGCUAUGUGGGAUCGCGAUAGUCCCCUCAAGCAGAUCCCCCACUUCUCGCCCGAGGUUAUCGAGGUCGCCAAGGAGUAUGAGAUCAACGACAUCUUUGAGUUCAUGGAGGCCAUGGAUCCCACCGAGAACAAGGACUACGCGACACUGGUCAAGCGAUUGGGACUCAACAACAAGCAGCUCGCCCAAGCCGCCGCUUUCACCAACGACAAGUACCCAAGUAUCGAUAUGGACUUUGAAGUCGAAGAUUCGGAGAACAUCACUUCCGGCGAGCCCGCCUACCUCAAGGUCAAGAUCCAGCGGGAGGUUGAAGAGGAUGACGAAGUCGACACCGUCGUUCACGCGCCCUUCUACCCUAACCAGAAGAUGGAGAACUGGUGGCUGGUUGUUGGCGAGGAGAAGACCAAGAACCUGCUGGCCAUCAAGCGCGUUACUAUCGGUCGCAAGCUUGAUUUGCGUCUUGAAUAUGUGGUUCCCUCGCCUGGUGAGCAUGAAUUAACGCUGUACCUUAUGAGCGACAGCUACGUCAGUGUGGAUCAGGCUCCCACCUUCACCGUGAAUGCUGCCGAGGGUAUGGAGGAGGAUGAGAGUGAAGAGGAGGAAGAGGAGUAG
Molecule: messenger RNA, 6540 nt
Organism: Penicillium daleae
Lineage: Eukaryota; Fungi; Ascomycota; Eurotiomycetes; Eurotiales; Aspergillaceae
Product: ATP-dependent RNA helicase BRR2
Exons: 3
Coding region: 1-6540 (2179 amino acids)
Cellular component (GO): nucleus
Molecular function (GO): ATP hydrolysis activity; nucleic acid binding; ATP binding
Source: RefSeq, a predicted model, not a curated record